This is a messenger RNA of Coregonus sp. 'balchen', 2182 nucleotides long. The record is from the annotation of a GenBank genome assembly. Lineage: Eukaryota; Metazoa; Chordata; Actinopteri; Salmoniformes; Salmonidae.
AACUGAUGACCACCAUGUAUUGCUGGUCUCUCUUCGCAUUGCUCUUUGUCACCUGUAUGGAAGUUUCCCUACAGAAGAAAACAAGGCAAAGCCCUCAAACUCUCUCAAGAGGUAAGGCUGAUGUAUCAAUGUAUCCUAGCCCCACCCCUAACGUCUAUUUAAGUUUACUACACUCCCAGAAAAAAAGGGUUCUUCAGCUGUCCCCAUAGGAUAACCCUUUUUGGUUCCAGGUAGAACCCUUUUGGGUUCCACAUAGAACCUUCUGUGGAAAGGGUUCUACAUAGAACUCAAAAGGGUUCUACCUGGAACCAAAAGGAUUCUACCUGGAACAAAAAAGGGUUCUCCUAUGGGGACAGCUGAAGAACCCUUUCAUGUUCUAAAGCACCUUUUUUCUGAGUGUACUAAAACAGUUCUCCAUCCCCAUUACAUUAACACCAAAUCCAUUAAUUCUGAUUUCCAUCCUCAAUUUUGUCUCAGGAUGGGGAAAUUACAUUACCUGGGUCCAGACCUAUGAGGAAGCCCUGAAGACAAUGAAAGAAAGGUAAGACAAGAUUAGACAAAAUACACAACAAGACAUCAAAUUGCAAUUGUGUUGUUUGGUUAGUGGCAUAUGUUUGACAAUUAGAGCAGUCUUUCAAACGUCUGAGUGACAUUUUUUAUUAAAGCCAUCUGCUUACGUUACAGCCAUAUCCUCACAAUUAUUAUAUCACAUUUACAAUUGACAUUUUAGUCAAUUAUCAGACACUUUUAUCCAGAGCGACUUACAGUGCAUUCAUCUUAAGAUAGCUAGGUGAGACAAUCACAUAUCACUGUGCCCCAUUAAUUGAACCUGUCCAAUGAAACUAAUCAAACUGUAACGGAAAUCAUCAUAUUUAUUAUAUGGUUGCAUCCCAAAUGGCACGGGCAACAUAUUCACUAGAUAGUGCACUACUUUUGACCAGGGCGCUAUCAAAUAGGAAUAGAAUAGGAAAUAGGUUGCCAUUUGGGACACACCCAGCCUGUGUUCUCUUAUCUCCAUAACGACACCAGGGCCUUGGGACGUUGUGCUUCUCUGUAAACACAUCCACCCACUACUUAUUCUGUAGUGGAAUGUGUUCUUUUUUUUGUCUGUGUCCUCAUAUUCCCACAGUAAGAAGCCUCUGAUGGUCAUUCAUCACAUGGAGGAUUGUCCUCAUAGUCAAGGUAAUACUGCUGUGCUUUCAUACUCACACAUACGUCAUCUAACCAAACAGCCCCAACCAAGGUCUUUGUUGCCUUACAGUUCAAGUAAUUCUGGUCUUGUAUCAACAUGUCUCUAGACAUGAUCAUUUGUAAAGGCUUGUAUGACAAAUUCCACUUUAUAAGGAUAAAGUGUGUUGAAGUUAAAGGUGAGCUUCUCACUAACUGUCAUUCUGUCACACUUCCUUCCACAGCUCUGAAGGCGGCGUUUGCUGCUGAUAAAACCAUUCAGAAAAUGGCCCAAAAGGAUUUUGUUAUGCUCAAUUUGAUGGUAAUUGAUAACAUUUUAUUGCUUUUCAACAUAAACUCAUUGGAAGCAAUGAAAUUAUAUGGUUAUAACCAUAUCCCAAUCACAGAUCAUACAUUGUAUCAUGCAUUUCAUUAUUUCCUUACUUGGAGGUAAAUAUUAGAAUUUAGAUGUUAAAUAGAUGAUAGAUGUUGAUUAGAAAUGUAUAUUUUGAUUUAUUUUUCAGCAUGAGACUGAAGACACGAAUCUGGCACCAGAUGGCAACUACGUUCCAAGAAUCAUGUUUGUUGGUGGGUCUCUUCUACUAUGUCAUCUCACUUAGGAAAUAAAUCACCACUUAUUCUGAAUCCCCAACACAUCACUCACAAUGUCCAAUGCUUGCUGUGAGAUCUUUGAUGCAACUGUAUUCAGUGCCUCACAUAACUUUAUUUUAAAUCAGUAGCCAUUUGCCUAAGAACCACCAAAUAACUUACAUGUGUGGGUCUUGAUCAAGGGAUCAAUGUAAUUUAUGUCGCCAUAGUGUUAGAAAUGGAAUAGUAUGAAUAAAGCAUUACAAUCUAGUUAUGCCCCCAUAAUGAUGUAUUAUGUUUUGAAGCUUUGGCAAAGUGCUCCAAAAUAGCUCUCCUCCCCACAGAUCCAUCCAUGACUGUGCGUGCAGACCUUGCUGGGAAGUACAGUAACCACCUGUACACCUACAAGCCGAGCGACGUCCCAUAC